AUGAAGACCCUCCUGCUGCUGGCAGUGAUCAUGGCCAUCGGCCUGCUGCAGGUCCAUGGACGUUUGGCAGAUUUCCAGAAAAUGAUCAAGUUCACGACAGGAAAGGACCCUCUGACCACUUACGGCUUCUAUGGUUGCCACUGUGGUGCGGGUAACAGAGGAACCCCCAAGGACGCAACAGAUUGGUGCUGCAGGGCACGUGACUGCUGCUACGAAAACCUAAGAAAACGCGGAUGUCGCACCAGCUUCCAGAGCUACAACUUUAUUUUCCAAUGGGGCCAAAUCGUUUGUGGCGAUCAGGACUACUGUAAGCGCCAUCUGUGUCAAUGUGAUAAAAGAGCUGCCGAUUGUUUCGAUAGAAACCGGAGGACCUACAAUAAAAAACUCCAAUACUACAGCAACCUUCUGUGCUUUGGGAGUGCCCCCAAGUGCUGA
Molecule: messenger RNA, 435 nt
Organism: Budorcas taxicolor (takin)
Lineage: Eukaryota; Metazoa; Chordata; Mammalia; Artiodactyla; Bovidae
Product: phospholipase A2, membrane associated-like
Exons: 4
Coding region: 1-435 (144 amino acids)
Biological process (GO): arachidonate secretion; phospholipid metabolic process; negative regulation of T cell proliferation
Molecular function (GO): phospholipid binding; calcium ion binding
Source: RefSeq, a predicted model, not a curated record